UCAGUAGCAGUACUGUCGCACCGCACCUCGUCUUCCAUGGCUGCGCUCGCCGCCGGCUUUGCCAUCCUCCUCAUCCUAAACACUCUGUCAUUCCCCUUCGCCACCGCGUGGUGCAGCUCCUGCCCCUCACCGAGCCCCCCUAAGAAGCCGCCGACGCCGCCGAGCCCCAGCAACGGAGGCGGCAAGUGCCCCAUCGACGCCCUCAAGCUGGGAGUGUGCGCCGACGUCCUGAGUGCCCUCCUCAACGUCACGCUGGGGAAGCCGCCCAAGGAACCCUGCUGCCCCCUCCUCUCCGGCCUCCUCGACCUCGAAGCCGCCCUCUGCCUCUGCACUGCUCUCGAUCUUAAUCUUCUAGGGUCGCAUCUCAACGUUCCCCUCGACCUCAGCCUACUACUCAACUACUGCGGCAAGAGAGUCCCCAAAGGCUUUCAGUGCCCUUGAUUGCCUGCCCUCCCUAGCUUUCAUACAUGUAGCAAAAAUAAUAAGGUUCCUAUAGUUAGGACAUCUAGCUAUAGGCCAGGUAUGGAAUGCAAUAUUGUGGACUAGUUUGGUUUGUAUAUGUAACCCAACCGAUAUUACUAUUGAAUCUGCUGAUUCGUACA
Molecule: messenger RNA, 602 nt
Organism: Zingiber officinale
Lineage: Eukaryota; Viridiplantae; Streptophyta; Magnoliopsida; Zingiberales; Zingiberaceae
Product: 14 kDa proline-rich protein DC2.15-like
Exons: 1
Coding region: 37-441 (134 amino acids)
Source: RefSeq, a predicted model, not a curated record